Messenger RNA from Nilaparvata lugens (brown planthopper), 629 nucleotides. RefSeq lists its product as uncharacterized. The transcript is spliced from 2 exons. Bases 1 to 441 code for a protein of 146 amino acids. NCBI's taxonomy places the organism in Eukaryota, Metazoa, Arthropoda, Insecta, Hemiptera, Delphacidae. The record is from RefSeq and is a predicted model, not a curated record.
AUGGACUCAUCAUCUACACGUCAGGACUACAUUCUUCCAGAUACACCUCCUCAUCAACAACAAAGCACUUCCUUCCCAUCUUACUGGCCAGCGCAAGCUGCACUGAAGAAGAAGCUUCCAUCCGCCAAUAGCAGUGCUGCUCCCGCUGCUGCUGCUGCUGCAUCCGACUGCGAGGACUCACCACUGAAGAGCCGUGGUGUGUUUGUGGAGAGAGGGAUGAGCAGUGAGGAAUUCAUUGUACCGGACACACCACCAUCUCAUCUGGGGUGGGCACCGAGGCGUGUACCACUCAUGACGAUUUCCAACAAGCAACAGGGGAAGAGAAAGCUGCACUUUGUGGAGGAGGAUGAGGAGGAAACCAACUUUGUACCCUCAAAGAAACAACGUGAAGGUGAUAACUCCUCCAUGGUUCCACCAGCAGGAGGAGGCUGCUCGGGAUGAUGAGAAUCAGGAUGACUUUAUUGCAAUCAUUAAUAGACCCACAGCUAAACCAUGGAUGCCUCUCCGCGAUCUGGCGGGAGAUGUCCCACAUAGUAUCAUCUCGGCUUGUGAGGUAACAAACCACCACGGUAGACGAAUAAUAUUAAAAAUAAACAUUUCAUCUACAAAGAAAAUCUCUGAGGUAUAUC